Messenger RNA from Ciona intestinalis (vase tunicate), 1315 nucleotides. The record is from RefSeq and is a predicted model, not a curated record. Lineage: Eukaryota; Metazoa; Chordata; Ascidiacea; Phlebobranchia; Cionidae.
UAACAUGUUGUAGCAUAUUGUGAGGUUGGUGUGGCAAGAUGGAUGUAUUUGAGAUAUGUUUAAACGAAGUUGCGUUGGAAGGAUUGGACGGGAUAACGUUACCUACGUUGUGGCUUCGAAUGAAACAUCGAAAAAAUAAAAUCCCGGUGAUUUUGUCGGAAGGUUUGAAGUCUCAUCUAUGGGAAUAUCUGGUCAAUAAUUGCGAUGUUGAAUUUUUCCAACUUCCGCACACAAGGGAGGACCCUGUUAUAUUUGACAGAUUUCUUGGUUACGACAAAACCAGCGGCAAACACACGGCUGUUGCCCCCGAUGAACUUGACAUCUUGACCGAUCCAUACCUCGUUAAACCUGUAAGUCACGGGGUCAUCAAGGGGUCAUGUCCUUGUUUCUUAACGAGGGUUAACGUGACAAGCUUCGUGCAAGGAAGCGACCUCAACCUUGUGCAAGCUAUCGACAAAUUUGGAGAGCGACAAUUAGUAAUUGUUGCGUCACAAUCGAAACGAGAACGCAUGUUGUCACCACCCGGUGUCAUGAGAGAGGUCGUCUCGGAUUUGCCCGAGUUGGAGUUUUGUGUUUUGGAGCGAAUCGGUCGAGCACGACAUCAGGGCGAAAUUCAAACGGUGUUGAAUAAACUUGUGUUCAAGGAUUUGAAGACAUCGCAUAUUCAUUACAUCAUGAAAUUUCUGCACACAAGAUCUCUUGUUACAAAACAAUCGUAUUCAUAUGCAAGACCUGACCUGAAGAACAAACUCCACCAACAAGUUUUACUUUUCCUUCCCCAUUAUAAACAAGACACACGGACAAGCACCGAUAGAAAGUUGGACGAAGUUUGUGAAUUGUUGGCAAGAGAACCAGGACGUUUAUUGGAAUGCAGCGAGAUUAUGGAGGCAUUGAACAUCGACUCCUCUUCAUUGAAGGCAAUCCGUCGCAAACUGGUGGCCAGCGGGGUUGCAGAGUUCAAGGUCCACCCAGGGUGCAAAGCUGCAGGAACGCUCAUGAAACGAACCCUCCAACUUCUUAAGAACAAAGAUGCUUUAGAUGAGGAGGAUGGGGAAAUCCCCCAUGAUGAGAACCCAGGGUUGGUUGCAGAGCUUCCUAUAGCCAUGCAAGCUUAUAUAUAUUUGUUGAAGUGUGGGGAGGAAGGAUGUACGAAGAAUGACUUCCUUCGUGUAAUGCGAGGAUAUGGAAGAUUGGAAGCCCGGAAUGUUGGCAGGAUACUUACCAGGGCAGGGGUGGUUAAUGUAAGUACUUACCAGGGCAGGGGUGGUUAAUGUAAGUACUGACCAGGCAGGGGGUGGUUAAUGUAAGUACCUAC